AUGUUCAUCACCUCCAUCGCCUACCUGGACCUUUCCGGCCCAUUGUCCUACUGGUACACAGGGACGGAGAGCUGUGUGGAAGACGGCCCACACUUCACCUACGCGUACUACCUGGCCAUCUCCAAUGUGGUGGGGGCCGUCGGCUCCAUCCUUGGCGCAGUCAUCUUUCAGUACAUGCAGGAUUGGACCUUCCGCCAGGCUUUCUGGGUCACAACUGUGAUCCAAGUGGUGGCCUCCUGGUUCGAUCUUCUCAUCAUUUCCCGCCAGAAUCUCAAGUUCGGGUUUUCGGACAAAGCUGCCUACCUCUUCGGAGACGCGGCUUGCCAGAGCUUGGCGCAGCAGAUGGCGCUGAUGCCUCAGGCUCUCCUCACUGCCAGGCUUUGCCCCCGCGGUGCAGAGGCGACCGUCUUUGCCAUCCUCGCCGGUUUCCAGAACUUCGGAUCGAACAUCGGAUCGCUCCUGGGCGCGCAGCUCUCCGAUCACUUCGGCAUCACUUGCAGCAGGAUGGGGCCGUGCAACUUCGAGUGGCUCAAGACGCUGAUCCUGGUGUGUCAUAUGCUGGUGCCACUGGCCUGUCUGCCGCUAACCUGGGUCCUCGUCCCUGCUGCCGUCAUCAGUGACGAGAGUGCUUUUGAGAUGGCUUCCCCGCCGCCGUCUUUCGCGUCACCGGGGCCAUCUCCU
Messenger RNA from Symbiodinium sp. CCMP2456, 681 nucleotides. The record is from the annotation of a GenBank genome assembly. NCBI's taxonomy places the organism in Eukaryota, Dinophyceae, Suessiales, Symbiodiniaceae.